Molecule: messenger RNA, 1461 nt
Organism: Penicillium subrubescens
Lineage: Eukaryota; Fungi; Ascomycota; Eurotiomycetes; Eurotiales; Aspergillaceae
Product: putative FAD dependent oxidoreductase
Exons: 5
Coding region: 1-1461 (486 amino acids)
Molecular function (GO): NADP binding; N,N-dimethylaniline monooxygenase activity; flavin adenine dinucleotide binding
Source: RefSeq, a predicted model, not a curated record
AUGACUGACGGCGCGAUCAGACGCGUUGCGGUCAUUGGAGCCGGCAUUAGUGGCGUGGUGAGUGCUGGCCAUCUUCUCGCAGCUGGACUAGAUGUCACGGUGUUUGAAAGAAGUCAAGCAGCGGGAGGGGUGUGGUUACAUGACAAGCGAGUACCGAUUGAACUUCAUUACCCAUGCGUCAAGCCGUCCGACAUAGGGAAACACGUCAGAGAUGAACGGGACGAAAUAGAGAGGCAGAAAUUAAUACAUGCUCCACCAGGACCGUGUUACGAUGGCCUCGUCAAUAAUGUUCCGACUUCGUUGCUACGAACCAAACUCAACGCAUGGCCUGAAGGGACACCCCCAUACGUCAGACACGAUGUUUUGAAAGAAUACAUCCAAGACACCUCAAAGAAAGCCGGUGUUGAGAACGCAACAGUAUACGGUGCUCUAGUCACCAAGGUCUAUAAAGAAGAAUCCCAAUGGCAUGUGACUUGGACUUCAUUGCAUGAAGACUCGGCGUCAAAGGAAUUGGUGGAAAGUCAGAAUUCAGCGAUCUUUGAUGCUGUUAUAGUUGCUUCUGGGCAUUAUCACACGCCCUUGAUUCCAAACAUCCCAGGGUUGGCUGAAGCAAAGGAGAAAUGGCCGUCACGAAUCACACACUCCAAAUCAUUCCGGAAUUCCCAGGGAUUUGAGGACAAAAAUGUACUUCUCAUUGGAGGAGGAGUUUCCUCUGCAGACAUUGCUCGGGAAAUCAGCCCCGUCGCGCGCAAAAUAUAUCAGAGUACCAGGAAUGGUGCUUUUGAUAUCCCCGAAAGUGCACUGCCUAGCAACGCUACUAGAAUUGGGGAGGUUGCGGCAUUCGAAACUACCGCUUCGGAGACAAGCCCUGAACACCUCCCUCUUACUGUUCGUCUGAAGACCGGGGAAAUCUUCAAUCACAUCGAUACAAUUGUCCUCUGUACAGGUUACCAGAUGGUUCUUCCGUUCCUUCCAGACUAUAAUGAGGGCGAGCUCAGCGAGACAGCUAUUGUGACUGAUGGUCAGCAAUUCCACAAUUUGCAUCAAGAUAUCUUCUAUAUCCCAGAUCCAACCCUGGCUUUUGUUGGCGUCUCGUUCUACACGGCUACAUUCACGCUUUUCGAAUUCCAAGCAAUUGCGGUCGCGGCAUUCUUAUCUCGGACUGCUCAACUUCCAUCCCUCGAGAGUAUGCGAGCCGAAUAUCAGGAACGAGUCAAUCUCAAAGGAUACGGAAGGAGUUUCCAUUCGCUCAAGGGCGAGGAAGAGCCAUACGUCCAGAAGAUCAUUGGUUGGGUAAAUAGUGGUAGGGAAAGACAGGGAUUGCCUUCGAUCCAAGGUCACACCGAUUCAUGGUUAGAAGGGAAAAAGGCUCAUGUCGAGAGACUUACUCUGCUUUUCCAGGGUGCUAUACCAUUUGGAAACAUUGCCGAGCCGUUGCCUGAAGUCAAGGUCUCGGCAUGA